AUGAUGGCGGCUGUUCAACCACUGGAGUCGCUGCCCGCGCCAGGACGACGACAAAGUUUUGGACGAAAUCACAUAGCUAUGGAUAUCGACAUUGAAACUCGAGCACCACGUGCAUCACAUGAGAUGACGAUUCGAGGUGGUUUGCAACAAGGAGAUGCAAGAAUAGUGGUGAUAAUGUAUGGUCCUGGCCAAGAGCAGAUAGUGGCCGUCUUUGCUGAGGUUCUCGGGAAGCCUUACCGACUGAAAGGAGGGAUUCGGGACGUCACCAGGGAUGAUCAGGAUUGGGUUAUUGGGGUCUCGGCGGAAAGUGCAAAGGCUGAGAUAGCCUCACGGAACAGGGGACUGGUCGUGACCAUCAACGCUCAUUGUACAACACUGGGCAUGCCUCCCGACGUCUACCUGUCAGCGCAGACAGAUUACGAGUGGCUUUAUACCGAAGCUUCAUUCUUCCGAAGAGAUCUAACACGAUUUGUAUCACAUACCCUGGGACAGCUUAGCCACCACGAAACACUAAUGGCAAAACCGAGGACGUACUUCAUUUCGACAACGUUUCCGGAUGUCCAUGCUGCGCUCCCAAACAUCGACAUACUCACUGUCGGCUCAGACGCUGUCGAGAUUCGAGUUGAUCUCUUGAAAGAGCCUCUGGGCAAUGGACGGUUCUCGGAAAUCCCAAGCUUGAGCUAUGUUGGCGAACAGCUCAUGCUUCUUCGCCAGAGGACCGAACUGCCAAUCAUAUUCACGACAAGGUGUACGAAAGAGAAUGGCCGAUUUCCGAUGGACAAUCCAGACUUGUUUUAUGAAUAUCUUUACCGGGCGAUUCAGUGGGGCGUUGAGUACAUCGACGUCGAGCUCUGGCUCCCAGAAACCAUUCGACGAAGACUGUACGAGCAGCGCGGGAGCAGUCGCAUCAUGUCUGCCUUCCAUGAUUUCUCAGGCACUUUCAAGUGGCCCUCACAGAGAGCCGAGUCAAUAUUCCUCCAGUCUCGACGGUACGCCGACAUUGUGAAAAUGAUUGCCAUCAUCAAUGACCACAAUGAAAACUUUGAGUUGGAAUACUUCCGGUCAAAAAUCAAGGCUGAAUAUCCCGAUUCACCACCGCUGUCUGCUGUCAACAUGGGGGAAACGGGUCAGUUCUCUCGGACGCUUAACAAGGUCUUCACUCCUAUCACCCACCCUCUGCUGCCCAUCAUCGCAGCUCCGGGGCAGAUGAGCGCAGCUGAGAUCAACCAGGCCCUGGCGUUGGUUGGACAGCUGCCAAAGAAGAACAUCUAUGGCAUUACUAGCCCGAGCAUGCGGAGUGCCAUUCCACAGGCACCCUUCUAUGAGAAAUGCUUCAACGAACUUGGGUUACCACAUCACUUUGCCGUCGUGGAGCGACAACCCAAAGGGCUUGCCUCCAUCGAGACGUGGUGUAAUCAAAGAAACUUUGGCGGUGCUCACCUAAAUCCAGCCAUGUCACUCACCAAUCUGGCGACGAGCAAAGGCUUCUUUGCAUCACUCAACAAUGGCAACGGGCCGGUUCUCAGCGAAGCCGCUCGACUCAUCGGGAUGGUUGAUACCAUCGUCGUCCGGCCGGCCACAUCAUCUAGUUCAGCAUCCACACCAUCAAGCCCGCCUCGGCAGCAAAACGGAGAUUCCGUGGGUGCUAUCGGCUCGACGCAGUCGGGCUUGCCACCGAACACUUCUCUCGUGUUUGACAACGCCUCGUGGAAAGGUAUCCUUAGUACCCUUACCCGUGAUCUUGCUCCAUCUGCCUACUUUGGCUGCGCGGCUGUGGUACUUGCCUCAUCGGCCGACGAUGCAGCCAGUGCUUUAUUCGCUCUCAAAGCCCUGAAGGUCGGUAAGGUUUACACCGUCGGCUUCAAAACACCUCCCGCCUUUGCCAAAGACCUUCGUAUCGAGCCAUUCAACAGCCUCGAGAGCAUACAGAGAGCCCGUACGGUAAAUGCCAACGGUACCGAGUCUAUACGAGCGGGGGCCGGCUCGCCGUUUGUGGUGGUGAGUGCUCUGGGUCCGGAAAAGAGUAAUCUAGUCGGGAUGCUCGUUCGUCUGUUCGGGUCGCCGCCUCGAGGGGCGGCAGGUGCGGGAAGGGAAAACUCGAGAAGGGUGUUUUUGGACCUGGCAGACGGCUCGGGGCAUGGCCCACGGAAGGGGGACCCGGGUUUGAUUGCUGAGCAAUGUGGGUUCGCGGCUUAUGGGGCGGCGGAUGUAACGGCGUUUACGACAGUUGAGACGCUGAGGUUGCUGGUUGGGCAGAACGUACCGUACAGCUUUGUGAGGUUGGCGAGCGGGAGGCAGUUCUUUUGA
This is a messenger RNA of Podospora pseudocomata, 2307 nucleotides long. RefSeq lists its product as uncharacterized. Lineage: Eukaryota; Fungi; Ascomycota; Sordariomycetes; Sordariales; Podosporaceae. The coding region runs from base 1 to 2307 and encodes 768 amino acids. Gene Ontology annotation, molecular function: 3-dehydroquinate dehydratase activity. The transcript has a single exon. The record is from RefSeq and is a predicted model, not a curated record.